Molecule: messenger RNA, 2163 nt
Organism: Tilletiaria anomala UBC 951
Lineage: Eukaryota; Fungi; Basidiomycota; Exobasidiomycetes; Georgefischeriales; Tilletiariaceae
Product: OPT peptide transporter Mtd1
Exons: 10
Coding region: 1-2163 (720 amino acids)
Biological process (GO): transmembrane transport
Molecular function (GO): oligopeptide transmembrane transporter activity
Source: RefSeq, a predicted model, not a curated record
AUGGCGGAGACACACCUACAGGAAUCCCUGCUCGCUAUCGCUGCCACCACCAUGGAUCAGAUGCAAGCCUUACCUACGGUCAACAGUGCUGCUGAUGGCAGUGAAAGCGAAAAGACGACAUCCAUCCCCGCUGACAGCAAGAGGGACAGUAAGGAACAACACCUUGGCGACAAGGUUGCCGGCGUCGCUACUGCGGACCAGGAAGGCGACGAGCUGACGGGCACGACACAGCUCCAGAUCGUCAAGGGCAACCCGGUCAUCCGUAACGGCUUGGACGUGUCGCGCUUCAUUGUCUCGAUCCGCGAUGAUGAGGACCCCGCGGUAACAUUCCGAGCGAUCUUUCUGGGCACCGUCUUUACCGCAUUCGCAGCCGUCAUCACGAUGAUCUACGUCUUCAAACCAGUGCAGAUGCAGGUUUCCGCGGUCUUUCUCCAAUUACUCAUUUACGUCUUCGGUGUCGCCUGGGCCAAGCUGACACCGAAUCCCGGGAAGAUUAAGAAUCGGCCAGUGCGCUCCGUCCUGACAUUUCUCAAUUUUGGUCAACCCUUCAAGAUCAAGGAGCACGUCAUUGCGUCCCUCAUUUCGGCGUCUCGAAACAAUGGGCUGUCGGGAGUCGAAAUCUACGCCGUGCAAAAUCUGUUCUACGACAAGCCGCUCUCGGCGACCACCGCUGUCCUGGGCACGUUCUCGCUCACUCUGUGCGGCUUUGUCAUCGAGGGCGUGCUACGCUCGCUGAUCGUCUAUCCAUCUGAGGCAGUUUACUGGACGACACUCCCGCAACUCGCAAGCUCAAACGAGGGCAUCGGUUUCCUCAACUUCUCUCUUGACUGGCAGUACAUCACAUCCACAGCAAUGAGUCUGCCCCUCAAGCAACAAGCCAACUCGUGUGUCGGGUUCGUCAUAUUCCUCAUCAUGAUGCCCCUGCUCUACUACAAGGGUGUCUUCAAUACGAGGGACCUUCCCUUUAUGUCAUCAUCUCUCUUUAACCAAGACGGGAGCCGGUUCAAGGUGACCUCGGUGUUUGGCUCUAAUACCGAGAUUGACCUCUCGAAGCUAAAAGAAUUCGGUCUGCCGCGCAUCAACUCCAGCACAGCCUGGGGCUACCUGACGCAGAACAUCGCUAUCGGUGCAUUGAUUGCGCAUGUGUUCAUAUUCUAUCGCAAAAGCCUCUGGGUUUCUCUCAAGUCCGCACGUGCCGGUACCCUCGCCGAUCCGCAUUUCCUGGCCAUGCGCAAGUUCAAGGAGGUACCGAUAUGGUGGUAUGGUAUUAUUUUUCUGCUUGUAUUCAUUGCGGGUAUCGUCGUGAACGCCAUUGGCGAUACGACUCUCCCCAUAUGGGCCUUCAUCGUUGCACUCCUCUUUGGCGCUUUCAUGGCACCCUUCUCAUGCAUACUGUAUGCACUCUUUGGCACCGGAAUUGGCACCAAUCAGCUGUCCAAGUUGGUCGGCGGCGCACUAGUACCUGACCGUCCCUUGGCGAACCUCUACUUCGCUGCAUGGUCUCACCAACUCAUUCUUCUUGCUGUUAACCUCGCCAACUGGCUCAAAGUUGGCCAGUAUACGAAGAUCAGCCACCGUGCUAUGUUCUUCACGCAGAUCUAUGCAAGUCUGCUCGGCGCCGCGUUCAACUACAUUGUCAUGGCCGUCAUCGUCACCAGCAAGCGAGAGAUCCUGCUUGAUCCGAUCGGCAACAACGUUUGGAGCGGCGCGACCGUGCAGUCGCUCAACACGCAGGCGUUCACAUGGGCGCUUGCCAAGGACUUUUAUUCGCGUAACUCCAGCUACUUUAUCGUACCCAUCUCUUUGGUGAUAGGUCUCGCGUUUCCUGUCCUGCAUUGGCUGGCCAUCAAAGUGUGGCCGCGUCUUCGCAAUGUGCCUAUUACUACCCCGAUCAUUGCCAGCUACGCCGGCAUGGCCUACGUUGGGAGCACGUCGUACAUCUGCUCAACCGUUGUUGUCGGCCUGCUGAGUCAAUGGGUUUUCGGCAGACGCUACCCGGGCUGGCACAACAAGUACAACUACCUCAUCGGCGCAGCGCUCGAUGGCGGAAGUCAGACGGUCAUUUUCAUCCUUUCCUUUGCAGUUUAUGGCGCCAGCGGCGUCACGCGUAACUUCCCGACCUGGUUUGGCAACCCAGCCGGAAAUAUGGACCACUGCUUGUGA